CUAAGCCGGCCGCGCCACUUGAAGCCAAGUUUUCAAAUGUUAUGUCUCCGCUUGUUUCUCUCCAGAGCGAAGCGUCUGUCCAGCUCGCUGGUCGAAGGAUGCCGGGUUAAUGACACCUGCAGUCCCAUUUGCAGAGCCCCGAGCAGGCUCUGAACGCCUGAAGAAAGGAGUUUUGCGAAGUCCUUUCCCAACAGUAGCGCGCUUCAACCUUGCGCCUCAGUCCUCCUCGACUCCCAAAUGGGUAGAUGGUCUGGCUGGUCCUUUUCUGCCAUCAGCCCCUUUUCUGCCAUCAGCCCCCUACCUUUAGUCUGUGUGUUUCUCUGUCUCCCAGAGAGGGAUUAAUUAACCAGGCUGGAGCUGAAAGAGGCUGCCGUGACGAGCCCAGUGGCGAUUGGCCGCCUGCCUGCCUGGCCCUGCCUUUAUAAUUUCCACACGAGUGCAUCUGGGCUCUUAUACAAACCAACAGCCAGCUUCUUCUGACAUAUACACACACAUAUAUACACACACACACACACUCAGAGAGAGAGAGACAGACACACGCGGGGGAGAGACACCCAGAAAUUCCCACUCCAUCUCGCAGCCCUGCGCACACGCACGCACACACACGGUGGCUGCUCCAGGAGAAACAUAAAUAAAGGCAUACUCCGAUGGGUGAUUCUUUUGGCUCUUGGGAGCCUUGCUGUAUCUGGGUUCAAACUUUGGUUUUAUUUCGGAAACUACAGCGCUCAGUGCUUUCCGCCGUUCCCUUCAGGAUCCUCUAAAACCAAGCAGGGGUAUUGGUGUGUGUCUGUGUCUGUGUGUGCUUGGGAAAGACCCAGAGACCUGUCCAAGGCAGAACUGUCCUCCCCCAACCGCACGGAGAGCGCGAGCAGCUGAGCAGCAGCAGCAGCAGCAGCAGCAGCGCGACGCCUUUCGCAAAGCCUCUGGUUACGUUUCCCAGCGUAAGGCAGCCGGAUUCUACUCUGAAGUUGGCUCCAGCCUUAGCAGCCGCAUUGGAUCCCACAGCCUACUGCGAGACUCCGGUCUACAAUCCGGAUCUCUGCCCCAACAUGAUCGCGGCCCAGGCCAAACUGGUGUACCAUCUCAACAAAUACUACAACGAGAAAUGCCAAGCCAGGAAAGCGGCCAUCGCGAAAACUAUCCGAGAAGUCUGCAAAGUGGUCUCGGACGUGCUGAAGGAAGUGGAAGUGCAGGAGCCGCGCUUCAUCAGCUCCUUGAACGAGAUGGACAACCGCUACGAGGGCCUGGAGGUCAUCUCGCCCACCGAGUUCGAGGUGGUCCUUUAUCUGAACCAGAUGGGCGUCUUCAACUUCGUGGACGACGGCUCCUUGCCCGGCUGCGCGGUGCUCAAGCUGAGCGACGGGCGCAAGAGGAGCAUGUCCCUCUGGGUGGAGUUCAUCACGGCCUCGGGGUACCUUUCGGCCCGCAAAAUCCGCUCGCGGUUUCAGACGCUGGUGGCUCAAGCCGUGGACAAAUGCAGCUACAGGGACGUGGUGAAAAUGGUGGCGGACACCAGCGAGGUGAAGCUGCGCAUCCGGGACAGAUACGUGGUGCAGAUCACGCCGGCGUUUAAAUGCACCGGGAUCUGGCCCCGGAGCGCGGCCCACUGGCCCCUGCCCCAUAUCCCCUGGCCGGGACCCAACCGCGUCGCCGAGGUCAAAGCCGAAGGCUUCAACCUCCUCUCCAAGGAGUGUCACUCGCUGGCAGGCAAGCAGAGCUCGGCCGAAAGCGACGCCUGGGUCUUGCAGUUCGCUGAAGCCGAGAACAGACUGCAGAUGGGCGGCUGCCGAAAGAAAUGCCUCUCGAUCCUCAAAACGUUGCGGGAUCGCCACUUGGAGCUACCUGGGCAACCCCUCAACAAUUACCACAUGAAAACUCUGGUUUCCUACGAGUGUGAAAAGCACCCCCGGGAAUCGGACUGGGACGAGUCUUGCCUGGGCGAUCGCCUCAACGGGAUUUUACUGCAGCUCAUCUCCUGCCUCCAGUGCAGGCGGUGCCCACAUUAUUUCUUGCCCAAUUUAGACCUUUUCCAGGGCAAACCUCACUCUGCCCUAGAAAACGCAGCCAAGCAAACGUGGCGGCUGGCUAGGGAAAUACUCACCAACCCAAAAAGUUUGGAAAAACUUUAGAGGGCGAUGGCCGGGUGCGGCCCUAAACUAGUCGAAUGUCUUUCUGUCCCGAGGAUUCUGUUGGGGAAAGUCAGGUGUAGCCAUCCGACAAUGCAAGCGUCGCCCCUACAUGAAUGGGAUGAGGCCGCCUACCCACGCGCACAUGCACACAAAGCCACAGCAAGUAUUAUGAAACUCUUGUCAGUAUCACAAUCUUAAAAACCCUGUCCGAAAAACGUAUAUGAUUAUCACCAGGGGAAAUGCAAUAUCGGCUGCAAUUCAGCCUAAUUGUGACCACUCUGUCUAGAAACCAGACCAAUGGAUUAUGACAACAAGGCUGGUAUUUUUGUGUGAGCAAAAGCGAAUCUGAAGAUGCCACCUAAACAUCAACCAUUUUUUAAAAAAAACAAACAAAGCCACAACUAUUCCCACUCCCCUGUGUAGAUUUUUAAUUUGUAUGGAAUAUUGUGAUCUCACAUUGUCUUUGAAAUUGUGGAUGUCAGUGUUUUGUGAUUUGGUGAAAAGAAGUAAAAUUGCCAUUUUGGAUACUUCAGGACAUUUUCUGGUCAAGAAGAUACCAUUUAAAA
Rhineura floridana is the source of this 2695-nucleotide messenger RNA. RefSeq names its product mab-21 like 1 (gene MAB21L1). The transcript has a single exon. Bases 1050 to 2129 code for a protein of 359 amino acids. The record is from RefSeq and is a predicted model, not a curated record. NCBI's taxonomy places the organism in Eukaryota, Metazoa, Chordata, Lepidosauria, Squamata, Rhineuridae.